AGCCCCGCCCCUGUGCUGCACCUGUCUGCAGUUGCCAUGGAGACGAUAUUAAACUGGGUGAGGAGCGGAGCUUGUUGGAAUCCCCUGCGUCCCCUGAAGGACUGGACGGCCCCACCCAGCCUGAGCAGCGAUCACUGUUACACACGGAGGCUGACAGUGAGCCCAGCAGUUUGUGCCCGGCCACUGCAUAGACCACGUACAGAUAUUAGCGCUCGGAGCCUGCCCCGACGGCGAGCCCUCCUCCCCGUGUGCUCGGCUAGUGGGCUUUCAGCUGACGGCUCUGCUGACCAAUCAGCUGCUGUCUCUGAGUUUGUAGAGCUCGGUAAACGAGUCUCACAGAUCCGAAUACGGCGAGGGCCGCCCAGAGAGACACCGCUCACCCCGAUGGGACUGCCAAAGGCCAAAAGGUUAAAGAAGAAAAUGUUCAGUCUGGAGGAGAUCUACACCAACAAAAACUACGAGUCCCCCCCCAACAACAGGAGUUUGGAGACGAUUUUUGAGGAGCCUCGAGAAAAGGAUGGCGCGCUUCUCCUGAUUGGCCAACAGAAAAGGCGCAGGCUCCUCCUCUUUCCUGACUUUACUCAACCCAGGAAGCGUAAAAAGCUACAAGGGGCGGGACUUUCUGUUGUCCUCGGGCCCAGGAAACGAGCAGCUGCCCGACGACACUUCCGCACCAACGGUUUGGAUGAUGACAGCGACCUGGAUAUCAUGCUGGUGGAGCGACUGAGUGCGCUCGAAGACUUCCUCACACAGCAGGGCCUGGAUGUUUGAGCUUUGACAUCACUUCCUGUCAGCUGACCUGAUGCCAAAUGAGCAGCUAAUGUUGUUGCUAUCAAUUGACUAUGGAGCCACUGUCCACCAGAUGUUCAACUAGUUUUCUAAAUAUCACUCUGACUUUAAACAUUUUACUUAUUAUCAGGCCACACCCUGUCCCAGGAGGCCCCACCC
Messenger RNA from Nematolebias whitei (Rio pearlfish), 948 nucleotides. RefSeq names its product proline-rich protein 14. The transcript has 7 exons. The record is from RefSeq and is a predicted model, not a curated record. Bases 37 to 771 code for a protein of 244 amino acids. Lineage: Eukaryota; Metazoa; Chordata; Actinopteri; Cyprinodontiformes; Rivulidae.